Messenger RNA from Thecamonas trahens ATCC 50062, 1065 nucleotides. RefSeq lists its product as uncharacterized. The transcript has 2 exons. NCBI's taxonomy places the organism in Eukaryota, Apusomonadida, Apusomonadidae. The record is from RefSeq and is a predicted model, not a curated record. Bases 151 to 531 code for a protein of 126 amino acids.
UUGCGUUCAACAUGUUUAACGGGUUAAAAGUCAUACUCGGGUGGCGUCGACAUCGAGUACGCCGACGUCGGGCCUGAGGAGCAGCAGCGGAGCUUGCUGCAGAGUGAGCUCACGCCCUGCGCAAACGGCGAGUCCGGCGCGCGGCGCACAAUGACCAGUACCGCGACGAGAGUCACGACCAGCGCAACAGCGAUCGAGGCGCCGACAACGGCGCCCGAGCUCGUGUUCUUCGACUUGCUACCGCCAACAGGCUGGGUCGCGCCACCCGUCGACGAGCCCGAGCCCGACGCAGAGGUCGAACCCGAGCCCGAGCCGGAGGUGGUGGUGCCCGAGCCAGAGCCAGAGCCCGAACCACCGGUUGUUGCUGACGGGAGAUCAAAGUCGAGAGCAAGAGGAAGCGCGGCGAGCGAGCGAGCCAUUGCAGUCAGCUCCUUGGCCGGCACAUUGUGGUUGGAUGAGAGGUGGCGCUUGGACUUGACGACGGCGAGGGCGGUGUCGUACGCAGAGUACGCCCCGGUGAGGGUCAGGUAGAGAGCGGCGACAGUGACGGAGCGCGACUGGCCCGAGUGGCAGUGGACGAGCACGUUCUGGACGGGCUGGGGAUACUUUGCAGCAUCAUCCGACUUGAGGCCGACCCGCGGCUGCAUGUAGGUGUGGAGGGCGAGGAUGGCGGCAGCCAUGGCCUGUGGCGGGUUGCCCGGGCCGUCGACGAGGCCGACCUUCUCGUACUGAAUCUGGUUGAGGUGCUCGUCGUCGUCAUCCACAUUGCCCGUAUAGUCCUCCAGCCGAUACCGGAUGUCCAGAUCCCAGGCCACAUUGAGCACAGCAGUGAUGCUAUUCGCACGGAGUUGCUGCGUAUCGCCUGCCGAGUGCUGGUUGCCCACCCACAGGCCCGGUGCCACCUUGUCCAUGGACCCGUCCACACAGCUCCCGCACGCAAAGACAAAGCCCACCACAGCAGCAAGCACCACAACACGAUGACGGAUGCCCAUGCUGUUAUCGAGAGUGAGGUGUGCCUACGGCUGCGGUGGAGACAGAGGCUCGGGCCGUGUGUGGCAACCCCCC